AUGGGCUCUCGCUGGCAGCAGGCCGUCAAUGGAGACGCGGCAGAGAGUCAUGUUGCCGAAGCCGAUAUCAGUGACAUCAAGCAACUACAACAGUGGAAUGGCAAAGGCGUCCUCCGGGACGAUACUCUGCGCGUGCACGACUUGAUCCAGACGCGUUUCGACGUUCAACCGUCUGCCCCCAGCGUCUGCUCUUGGGACGGUGAUUUGACCUACUAUGAGCUGGAUCAACUGUCCUCCGGUCUGGCCGACGAGCUGGUGGCCCGAGGAGUUGGCUGUGAGAUGAUUGUGCCCUUGUACUUUCAAAAAUCGAAAUGGACUGCCGUGGCUAUUCUUGCCGUCAUCAGAGCCGGAGCAGCCUUUGUGCUGCUGGAUGACUCGCACCCUUUGCCGCGUCUGCGCGAGAUCUGCCAGGAGGCGCGUGCGAGGAUUGUGCUGGCCGCUAGCGGGCUUCAGGACGAGGCGCGACGACUGGUAGACGAAGCCGUCGUCGUCUUGGUUGGGGAGACGCAGUCGCAGCAAUGGCCUCGGGGCAGCGUUGAGGCGUGGAGGGCGUCGCCCGUAACGGGUUCCAGUGCGUUAUAUGUCGUGUUCACUUCUGGGUCCACGGGGAAACCGAAAGGCGCGGUGAACGAGCAUGCCUCCCUCUGCGCGGCAGCUGAGGCAUCGGGGCGGGCUCUGGCCAUGAGCUCCCGGACAAGGGCCUUCCAAUUUGCUUCGUUUGCGUUCGACCCGACAAUCAUGGACUUCCUCCGGACUUGGAUCUUCGGCGGAUGCGUGUGUAUCCCGUCUCGAGACCAGACAAGAAACGAUAUUGCUGCUGCCGUCGCCCAGUACGGAGCCAAUCUCGCAAGCUUGACGCCUUCCGUGGCCCGGCUCCUGGACGUCGACGCGCUGCCGGGCCUGCGAGCACUCGAGUUCGCCGGCGAGCCAAUGCUGCAGAGUGACCUUGAGAAAUGGGCCGGCCGGUUGUUGCUGGUCAACGCGUACGGCACCGCCGAGUGCUCCGUGUACUCGGUGGUUUGCUCUCCCGUGCGUCGCGAUGGACACCCGCACAACAUCGGCUUCGCGGCCGCGUGUGUCGCCUGGAUCGUGGAUCAGGCCGACCACAACAUUCUGCUCCCCAUCGGCCACGUCGGAGAGCUCGUGCUGGAGGGCGCCGGUGUAGGGCGAGGCUAUCUGAGCAACAAGGAGCUGACGGCAGCCUCCUUUGUGCCUGGCCCGCCUUGGCUGCAUCAGUUCCGAGGCGAGCAAUCCCGUCAUAUUCGCCUGUACAAGACGGGCGAUCUGGCACAAUACCAGCCUGAUGGAUCUCUUCAGUGUCUGGGCCGCAAAGACACCCAGGCCAAGAUUCGCGGGCAGCGCAUUGAGCUGAGCGAAGUGGAAUGGCAUAUUGCGGAGCUGCUUCACGAGCAAGACCAGGUGGUUGUGGACGUGGUCCAGGCAGACCGUGGUGUUUCUUCGCAGCCCGUCCUUGUAGCAUUCGUGCGCCUCCAGGAUGCUGUGGUCGACGAGGCGUCGCCGGUCUCUGAGCUCUUGGCCACGCCCACAGACGCUUUUCGUCUCCAGAUGGAGAAGGUCGAGAUGGAGCUGAAAGGGCGAGUGCCCGCGUACAUGAUUCCCGGCGCCUUUGUCGCGCUGAACCAUGUUCCCCUGUCCGUAUCAGGCAAGACAGAUCGUAGGCGACUUCGAGAGGAGGCUUCUGGACGGCCAUGGGCUGCUAUUGAGGUGUACAUGAUACACCAGAAGGACACGCCUUAUUCUCCGAAAACAGACGUCGAAAGGACGCUCCAAGCAUCGUUUGCUCACAUACUAGGACUGCAGGCCGAGGAGCUCGGUCUGCAUGAUUCCUUUUUCCGCAGAGGAGGCGAUUCCAUCUCGGCCAUGCAGCUCAGCGCCCAUUGUCGACGUCGGGGCCUGUCUAUCACGACCCAGGAGAUUUUCCAAUACCCUUCAAUUGCUGGCUUGAACGCUAGAAUCCUCACCGAGUUGGGUUCCCGGGCCGCCUCUACAGCUCUCCCUUUUCCCCUUUCCCCCGUACAGCAUGAGCUGUUUGAGCACAAGAGCUUACUCAUACGGAGUCUUCUCCUACGCCUGGCGAGCCCCAUCACUCUGAUGGCGUUGGAAUCCGGGCUGCAAACUGUCAUCCGCCGCCAACCCAGCUUGUCCACUAGGUUUACCUCUCGAGAAGACGGCCAACCAAUGCAGACUGUGACUUCUCUGAUCCAGGGCUCGUAUCAAUGUUCUCACUUUCAAACUCAUGCUGCCGCUAUAGACACACUUGAUCUUCGCCCAGGGCGUAUUAAUUUGGAAACCGGACCGAUUCUUUUGGCUGAUUUAAUCACUGUCGAGAAAGACGAUAAUCAACAUCUGCUCUUGGUGGUUCCACAGAUCGUUGUUGACGCCCCUUCAUGGCGGAUCAUCCUCAACGAGCUAAGUAGCUGUUUGAGUGGCGGCGGCGAAUCGUCCUCUUCCAUCGCCACGGGAUCGUUCCAGUCGUGGUGUGAGGGCAUGAAGCCGAAGCCCCGAGUAAGCGGGCAACCUAAUGGACAACCCGUUGUGCGGUGCCCGUCCAAUUUUUGGGCAUCCGUCGAUUCAAGUAGUACGAAAACAAGCGGGACUGUUUCCAUCGAGUUUCACGUAAAUUCCUCCAGAACCGCCUUGUUAGCCCAGAGGGGCAAACAGGCCCUUCGCGCUGAGCUGGCUGAGUUGCUCUUGGGCGUCGUUUUACACGCUUUCAGGGCUACCUUCCCCGAACGAGACGGGCUGCAAACCUUUGUCGAACGCGAUGGACGAACGGCAGACACUUCCCAAGUUGUUGGCCAGUUUACCACCUACGCGCCCAUUAUACUGCAAGAGGGUCAGGACGGCGAUGUGUUGGACAUGGUGCGCCGAACGAAGCAUGCUUAUCGCAAAGCCUCCAAGGAACAUGCCAUCUAUUCCGGACAGACAUUCCCGAUGGAGGCGAUUUUUCGCUGGAAACAGGAGGAGCAGCAAGUCCUCGAUCCGAGAUCUGAGACGGGAGAACCUUUUCUGCGGAGGGUAUCAUCUCCUCUAGAUGACGGCGAAGCGCAUCCGCCAGCCCUAUUUGACCUUACUGUGUUGAAAUCCAGCGGCUCCCUCAUUGUUUCCCUGGUCUAUUCGGAACAUGUGCUGCACCAAGGCGCCAUUAGCCAGUGGAUCCGGCUCUCUCAAGACACAUUGGACGAGCUUCUGCGGCGAGUGGAAAAUCUCGCGUUUCGGCCGGCACUCAGCGACUUCCCGCAGCUGUCCGUCUCCCCGGAGGAGCUCGAGACCCUGACCUCGGACAUUUUAUCCCGACAAGGUAUCCUCAAUGUGUCUGACAUAGAAGACAUUUAUCCAGUCUCUUUCAUUCAACAAGGAAUGUUAUUGAGUCAAGCCAAGGAUCCCAAGGCCUACUGGUCCCGUACCUCAUGGGAGGCACGUUCUCGCGAUGGGACUCCAGUCGGGCUGCGCAGACUUCAGGACGCAUGGCGGCAGGUGGCGAUGAGCCAUUCUAUACUGCGGACUCUGUUUGUACAGAGCCAAGACGGCUCCCAUUACCAAGCUCUGUUAACGAGUCCGCCCCUUCCCAUCAACAUCGUGUCCCAGGAUGGCCCAGAGGAAAUCGAAGUCGGCACGAACCAGGCUCUUGGUGUCUUGGGAGGGAGCACGUUACUCCCCUGGAGUCUUGCCCUGACACCUCUGAGUAACGGCAAUGUGACAUGCGAGAUUCAGAUAAGCCAUGCUCUUAUGGACGGCGAGUCAAUGCAAUUGCUGCUCCGGGAUAUUCAACGCGCUUAUGGUAAAGAGCAGUUGCACGGGCACUCUCCGCUGUAUAGCCAAUACGUGGACUAUCUGAACCACGUCCCCCGUGAUACGGUGCUUGAAUAUUGGAAAACCUACCUCGAGGGCACUGAGCCGUGCCACUUCCCUUCGUUUCCGGCUCCACAGUCUGCUCCGGCGGUCGAUAAGCUUGUGGAUCUUGAUGUUGCUAUCGACAACGUUGACCAAGUAUUUGCUUUCUGCAAGGAAGAGGGUGUUACACUCUUCAACGUGGUGCAGCUGGCCUGGGCCAUCGUGCUCCAAUGUUACACGGGCAAUGAGACGGUUUCCUUUGGCUACUUGACAUCUGGGCGAGACGUUCCCAUAGAUGGGGUAGAGGAUAUGGUCGGCCCUCUAAUCAAUAUGCUGAUCGCCCGAAUCGAUCUCCAGGGCGACCUGAGCAUUCGGCAGCAUUUGCACGAGUGCCGGAAUCGGUACAUGCAGAGUCUUCCUAACCAACACUGCUCUUUGGCCGAUAUUUAUCGUGCCCUGGGGAACCGUGGUACACCAAUGUUCAACACCAUCAUCACUUACCAAAAGCAGAUCCCCACUAGUGCCAGUGCAAACAUAGAGUUCAACGAGAUCCUUGAUCAACAACCUACCGAGUUCGAUAUAGUCUUGAGCGUCAAGGCUGGACGCAGUGAUGCGGCCGUCUCGCUCACCUACUGGGGACAUAAGAUACCGCCCGAGUUGACGUGCAGCAUUACACACACUUUCAGCGCUGUGCUUGGGGAGAUUACGACCCGGGCGGAUGUGGCCGUGUCCGAGAUGAACCUAGUCAGCGCCGCAGACCUGGACCAGAUUAUGGACUGGAAUAGUCGACCCGUUGCCACGUUGAAAGCCUGUAUCCACGACCUGGUCAAGGCAGAGUGCGUCGCGCACCCGGACCGGCUGGCGAUUGACGCAUGGGACGGAAGCCUCACAUAUCAACAGUUGUGGGACCAUUCCUCCUCGCUGGCUAAACAUCUAACAGACCAGGGAGUUGGGCCGGAGAUGGCCGUCCCGAUUUGUCUCGAGAGGUCUGUCUGGGUGCCUGUUUCUAAGCUGGCUGUCCUGAGAGCAGGGGGCAUAUGUGUGCCCCUGGAUCCCAGUGCCCCCGUCGAGCGUAUGCAGGCCGUGCUUGAUGAGGCAGAGCCAGAAGUCAUCCUCGUCUCAUCAACAACCGUGGACAUCGACUUUCAAUCCUCGGCAAAAAAAGUUGUGAUUUCCCCAGAAAUCUUUGAGCACUCUGCCACACAACUCCAGGAUCCGGCUUCACCUGCACAGCCCAGCAACGGUGCAUACAUCCUCUACACUUCCGGCAGCGCUGGGCGUCCCAAGGGCAUCAUCCUUCAACACGAUGGACUCUGCACGAGCUUGCGUGAUCAGAGUCACAGCUUGUCCAUGAAUUGGGAGACUCGAGCGCUGCAGUUCGCCUCGUACACUUUUGACGUUAGUGUUUGGGAAAUAUUUGCCGUUCUGGCCUCGGGGGGGUGUGUCUGUAUCCCGUCCCAAACAGCCAGAAUGAACGAGCUGGCUUCAUUCGUUUCCGAUGCAAAAGUCAACUGGGUGGCCUUCACGCCGUCCUUCGUUCGUCUUUUCCAGCCCAAGGACUUCCCUGGCGUGCGGACCAUGGUUCUGACGGGGGAGAGCCUGCCCCAAGACAUCGCCGACACGUGGUCCAGCAAAGUCAGGCUUGUCAACGCGUACGGGCCUACCGAGUGCACAAUCUGCGCCGUACAGCCUGUACAUCCCGGUCGAUGGACUAUGGGCACAGUUGGACGGGCGGUCGGCGGUGCUGGCUGGGUCGUUGAUCCAUCCAACAUCCACCGGCCCAUGCCUAUCGGCGCGAUAGGAGAACUCAUGUUCGAAGGUCCUGUCGUAGCUCGCGAGUACUUUCGUCGGCCUGAUGCCACCAAGACGUCUUUUGUUUCUGCUCGACCAUCCUGGCUACCCACGCCUUCUCCCUACGCCGGUUGUCGGUUGUACCGAACAGGCGACUUGGUGCAUUAUAAUCCGGACGGUUCGCUGCGAUAUUUGGGUCGCAAGGACAGCCAAAUAAAGCUUCGGGGUCACAGAAUCGAACUGGAAGAGGCAGAGUUCCACAUUCGGCGUCAUCUCCCCCCGGGAUAUAAUGUCGUUGUCGACGUAAUCCAUCCGAUCGAUCAAGUCAGCUCCAGCAUCAUGAUUGCAUUUAUCAACGAUGAGACGGACACAAGCCAGGCUGACCGGCAGCGGUUGUUCUUGAUGCCAGUCAAUGACAACUUCCGUUCGCUGUCGCAAGAAGUCCAGAAAAAGCUACCUGUUUCAAUCCCCAACUACAUGAUACCUCAACUCUUGAUUCAGAUCUCCAGGAUUCCGAGAACCAAGUCUGGAAAGACUGACCGUCGAUUCAUUCGAGUAGCUGCCUCGCGGUUAUCUCGCGGCGAACUCGAGGCCCUGGUGGACUUCGGGGGAGCUAACGGAAAGAUGCAGCCUACAACGUCAAAUGAGGAGCUCAUGCAGGGCCUCUGGGCUACAGCGCUUGACCUGUCGACGGAAAGGAUAGGCGUGAGUGAUAAUGUCUUCCAGCUCGGGGGUGACUCCAUCACGGCCAUGAAGAUUGUCCGCCUCACUCGCGCAGCAGGUUACAGCCUGGUGGUUUCCGACAUAUUCACUAGGCCAACCCUAUCAAGUCUUGCCAAGGAGCUGCGGCGUCUGCCCCGAUCAUCCGCUCAAGGUGCUGCUCCAUUCAGCCUGAUACCCCCCGAAGAGAAGCUCGGAACGCUCAGGAAGAUGGCGAUGACCGAGUGCCAGGCAUCCUUCGACGAGAUAGAGGACAUUUAUCCCUGCACAGCGCUUCAGGAAGGCCUUAUGAGUCUCACUAUCAAACAGCAAGGCUCCUAUGUGGCGCAGUACCAGCAUCGUAUCGAUCCCGGCGUCGACCUUCCUCGUCUCGCAGCCGCAUGGGACAUGGUUGUUGCUGCCAACCCAAUCUUGCGCACACGGAUCAUCCAGUCUCAGUCCGUCCGUGGGUUUCAGGUGGUUUUGAAGCAUGGCCCUACCUGCAUCAUACAGUCCUGCGGUUUCGAGGAGUCCAUGAAUGCCAUAAAGGAGACCAGAAUCGCACUCGGAAGCCCGCUGCUGCAGUGUUUGAUCGUCUCGAGUGAGUCUGAGGCCUUUUUCGUCCUCAACAUUCACCAUGCCGUAUAUGACGGCUGGUCCAUGACGCUUCUCCUUGAGCAGUUGGAGUCGGCUUAUACUGGCCAGAGUUUGAAGUCCCGGCCGUUCACAGGCUUUAUUGAAUAUCUGAACCAUGUGGAUCGAUCGGCAUGUAGCAAAUUUUGGCGCUCCCAGUUCGCAGAUUUGAACUGCGGCGUGUUUCCUGCGCCCUCGGUUCAGCUCAACCGUACCGACAAAGCGACUACUCUGCAGCUUGUAGAGCACAGGCUGGAAACUCCAACCAUGAGCUCGAAGUUCACCCUUUCCACCAUAGUCCGCCUCGCCUGGGCCGUGGUGCUGUCCAAGCACACCGAUUCAGGUGAUGUCGUCUUUGGGGCGACUGUUGCCGGACGUAGCGCGCCUGUCGGAGACAUUGAGCAGAUGACGGGCCCUACCAUGGCGACAGUCCCCUUUCGAGUGCGUGUAAAUCCUGAGGAGUCUGUGCAGGCGUCAUUGGAGAACGUACAGGCCCGAACCAUUGACAUGAUCCCGUACGAAGCAACUGGUCUACACAACAUCAAGGCUCUAGGAGCAGACGCUGCCGCCGCCUGUCAAUUCCAGAACCUUCUCGUCAUCCAACAGCAGCAAAGCUUCUACCAGCCAAAGCUUCUGCAUGAGGUUCAGCGGUUUACGGAAAACAUCGCCGCUAUCAACACGUAUCCUUUGACUCUUCUCUGCAAUCUGAACGGAGACCAUAUUUUGAUCCAGGCAUCCUUCGAUUCGGAAGUACUGAGUAGAGCAGAGACCGAAACUUUAUCCUAUCAUCUGGGACGGGCGAUCCUACAAAUAGCGGAAGAGCAAUGCCUGAAAGUUUCUGAUAUUGACAUGGUCGGGCCGGAGACCAUCUAUCAGCUCCAGGUUUGGAACAAAUAUAUCCCUCAGCAGGUUGAUGGCAUGGUGCACGGGGUGAUAGGAGAUUAUUUCAAAAGCCGGUCGCAGGCACCCGCCGUGUGUUCAUGGGAUGGUAACCUGUCCUACGGCGAGCUGGGCAGCUUGUCCUCUCAGCUCGCUGAGUUUCUAGUCCAGCAAGGAGUAGGGCCAGAUGUCCUCGUCCCCGUGUAUCUGGAGAAGUGCAUGUGGACGCCUAUUGCCAUGCUCGCAAUCAUGCUCGCCGGCGGCGCAUUUGUGUUAAUGGAUCCUGCGCAUCCUCUCGAUCGUCUGAAACGUAUCUAUAGUCAGCUGGAUGCUCCUGUUCUGCUCACGUCUACCUCGCUUUCCAAUGGUGCGAUGAACAUGACCAAGGCAGUCAUCCUCCUGGAUCGUGCGGAAUGGGAAAAGACGGCGGAUCGUAAAUCAACAAAAGCCGAACUAUGGACGUCGUCUGAUGUCAAGCCGAGUAACACGGCCUAUGCAGUUUUCACCAGCGGUACCACUGGCACUCCCAAAGGUGUCGUUAUUGAGCAUGCGGCAUUGCUUACGAGUAUGCAAGCCCUCAUAGGGCCUAUGGGCAUCAAUAGUACUACACGAGCUCUCCAAGUGGCUUCGUAUGCCUUUGACGUUAGUGUCUCCGACCAUCUAGCGACUCUUCUUGCUGGCGGCUGUGUCUGCAUUCCACAUUCUUCGCAGCGGGAAAACAACCUUGCUUUGGCCGUGAAAGAGCUCCAAGCCAACUACAUGCAUAUCACACCGUCGCUAGCUGAGCUUCUGCAGCCGAGAGAUGUUCCUGGCUUGCAUACUCUUGUGCUUAGCGGAGAACCGAUGACGGCAGGUCUGGUGAGCACCUGGGCUGACUCGGUGAAGCUGAUCAACGCGUAUGGACCUGCGGAAUGCUCCGUUGACUGCUUCGUCAAUGCCUCCAUCACGAAUGCAACGGACCAUUCCAACAUAGGUACUGCUACCGGAAGCAUUGGCUGGAUCGUCGACCAGAGGGACCACGACAAGCUGGCCCCAAUUGGCACAGUUGGUGAACUAUUAGUUGAGGGCCCAAUCUUGAGUCGAGGGUAUUUGAAGAAUGAACAGAAAACUUCUGCUGCCUUUAUCCAGGACCCCGCGUGGGUUCGCAGGUUUCCACCCCAAUCCGGUCCACGGAGGUUUUACAAAACAGGGGAUCUGGUUCAGUAUCACCCGGAUGACGGAUCGAUGCGCUAUGUCGGCCGCAAAGACACGCAGGUCAAAGUUAGAGGCCAGCGACUUGAGUUGGGGGAAAUCGAGUAUCAUUUGAAGGAGUGUUUCCCGCAGGCUACGCGACUGAUGGUGGAUCUGAUUGUUCCCAUGAGUAAUGAUGAAAAACCCGUCUUGAUGGCCUUCAUCGAAAUUAUCAGCGACUAUCAUGAUCUGAAGGGAGAAAUCCUUCAGCACAAACUCUUCAGCCGGCCUAAUGAUGCGUUCAGAGCCGAGGUUCAGGCUGUAGUAACUCAACUGCGCAGGAAGCUUCCAUCCGCCAUGGUGCCGUCAAUCUUUAUCCCCAUGGUGAAAAUUCCUCUAUCGUCUUCUUGUAAAACGGAACGAGAAAUUGUACGGCAAGCUGCCUCGCGUCUUGUGCGAGAAGAAAAAAGAUUCUUCAUGGCGGCAAGCAGAGUCAAACGAGCCCCGGCCACCGAGAUGGAGCGCCUUGUCCAAUCCAUUUCCGGCCGCGUAUUGAAGGUGCCGCUUGAGGAUAUCGGAAUGGACGAUACCUUUUUCGAGCAUGGAGGAGACUCAAUCUCAGCUAUCCGGUUUGUUGGAGACGCCCGUCAAAGCGGUUGGUCUGUGGAUGUCGUAGACAUCUUCAACGAGUCGACCCUCGCAGCGCUGGCCCAAAAGAUGAAGCGUAGUGAAGAGGAUUCCACAGAAUGGACAGUCUCUCCAUUUUCUCUCCUGCCGAGUGAGAAGGAAACAGCUCGGCUUCUCUCCCUCGCGGCCAGCUCUUGUUCCAUUUCCCUUGAACGGAUCCAAGACAUCUAUCCCGCGACCGCCCUCCAGGCUGGGUUGCUGGCGUUAAGCUUGAAGCAAAGGAGGGCGUACCAGGGAUUUUUUCCUGUGCGGCUGCCGUCUAAUGUCGACCUCAUCAGCCUGAAGAGGGCUUGGGAGUCGACCGUGGAAGCCAAUGUCAUUCUACGUACUCGACUCAUCCAAGAUGCCGAUGGAAGACUGUACCAAGCCGUACUAGAUUCUGAAGUCGAGUGGAACGAAGCAGCUGACUUAGACGAGUACCUCGGAGCAGGAGCUCCUCUAUCAAUAGGUCUGGGAGGGCCUUUAGCCAAAGCUUCCAUUGCGCAAGAUUCUAAGCAAGGCGGGUGGUGGCUAGUGUUGACAUUGCACCACGCCUUGUAUGACGGAUGGUCUAUCCCUCUCCUUGUCCAGGAUCUGCAAACAGCCUACCUUGGCCUGACGUUAUCUCCCCGUCCGUUCAAUGGGUUCAUGGCUUCCUCGAACACACGCUCCUCCUCCGCGGGCUGUCCUGACUUCACCAUUUCCACCAUUGUUCGCCUAGCUUGGGCAACGGUGAUCUCUAGCUACAGCAGCUCGGACGAGGUAGUUUUUGGCGCCACCGUCGCUGGACGCAGCGCUCCAGUCCCAGGCAUUGAGAGCAUGACAGGUCCAACCAUUGCCACGGUGCCCAUUCGCGUUCACGUCGAUCCCAACAUGCGUACAAAAGAUGCGCUGGCAGACCUUCGAGCACGUGGAACCCAAAUGAUAGGAUUCGAGCAGGCUGGGCUCCAGUCCAUUCGCUCCCUCAGUCCUGAGGCUGCCUUGGCAUGCCAGUUCCAAAGUUUGCUCGUCAUUCAGUGGAUGAAUGAAGAAAAUUCUGAACCGUCAGACUUCUCCGUGGCCUAUGAGUAUGCUUACGACGAGAGGGCAUUUUCCUCGUACGCCAUCAAUCUCACUUGCGACCUGGCUCCAUCUUCAAUCAAGUUCCGAGCCGCGUUUGAUAGCCGUAUCACUGACCCUGCGGUCAUGCAAAUGAUGCUGUUCCAGAUGUCCGAAGCUAUUUCACGAGUCAUGGAUAACGCCAUGUUUCUGAGGGACCUCAAGGAGAUUAGUUCACACGGCAUGCAAUCUCUCCUAGAAUGGAAUGCCCAUCUCCCGCCACGUAUUCAUUCUUGCAUACAUGAUUUCAUUUUAUCCCACAGCGAGAACACACCAGACGCCGUUGCCGUGGACGCGUGGGAUGGGAUGCUAACAUACCGCGAGCUGGACUCCCUUUCUCAUUGCUUAUCAGCUCAUCUGCUCUCAUCGGGCCGAGUGAAGCCAGAGAUUAUUGUCCCUAUUUUGUUGGAGAAGUCCAUGAACACAGCGAUUGCGCUACUUGGUGUGAUGCGAGCUGGAUGUGCAUUUCUUCUGCUGGACCCUGCGCAGCCAGCCGCCCGCCUGAGAUCGAUCUGCGAUGCUGUUGAGCCACAAGCCAUUGUAGUCUCGGCGGAACAUGCGGAUCUGGUACCUACACUGGCCCCAAAGGCACAAGUAGUGAUCUUCUCAAGGCAAAGUCUUCCCUCGUCUGGUCUCUCCAACGGAGCGAUUCUCCCAAUUGCAGUUUCUCAUCCCAGGCAAGUUGCCUUCUGCGUCUUCACUAGUGGAUCUACGGGAACACCAAAGUGUAUUCUCAUCGAGCACUCUUCAUUUUGUACCAGCGGCAUGGCGGCUGGGCGACUUGUGGGUAUGGACCAGAACACACGGGUCUUCCAAUUCGCAUCCUAUGCCUUCGAUGUCAGCAUCACCGAUCAUCUACUUCCUUUGAUGCACGGAGGAUCCAUCUUCAUUCCCCAUAGCGAGCGUGUAAGGAAUGACCUCCCGGCUUCAUUGAGAGAAUCAGGUGCAAACUUUGCGGAACUUACACCCUCUGUGGCGAGAAUGCUUGAUGUCGGCGAUGUAUCUCGUCUACAGACUCUCGUCAUGAGCGGUGAGGUCAUGACCCGAGCAGAUGUUAGGAAAUGGCAAGACAAAGUUCGUCUCAUUAAUUUGUACGGGCCUGCCGAAUGCUCCUGUACCGCAACUGGACAAAAUCCGGUGAACCUAGAUCAUGACCCUCAGGUGCUCGGUGAGGGCACGGGAGGCGUUUGUUGGGUUGUAGAUCCUGCUGACGAGCAGCGACUCGUUCCGAUUGGCGCGACGGGCGAGCUCAUCAUCGAGGGCCCAAUUGUCGGACGAGGAUACCUCAACGCCCCAGAGCAGACUGCAUCUGUGUUUGUCCCAUCGAUGCGAUGGCUCCAGAGACUUCGCGGCGAAGAAGGUCUUGUGUAUAAAACCGGCGACCUCGUGCAGCUGCUACCGACGGGAAAUCUGAGAUACAUCGGCCGCAAGGAUUUUCAGGUCAAAGUUCACGGUCAACGGAUUGAACUGGGCGAAGUCGAACACCAUGUGCGUCGGUUGUUCCCCGAGGCGACCAAGGUUGCGGCGGAAGUUCUCCAUCUCGAUGAACAACAGGGCAAGCCCAUUCUUACGGCCUUCUUGGAAGUCUCGCAUUUGCAGGAGUCCUGUAACGGUCACUUACCAUCACUGGAGAUGAGCCUGCUUCCGCCAACAGCCGCAUUUCUUGCCGAUGUUCAGACGACCCAGUCCAAGCUGCGCGACACGAUUCCGCCAUACAUGAUCCCCAGCCUUUUCUUGCCCGUGAAUCGCAUUGCGCUGUCUCUAUCGGGAAAGGUAAACCGUGAGAUGCUGAAGGACCUGGGCAGAAGUUUGAGUCGAAAGGACAUCGAAACAUUCGCCAACGCUCGCAGUACCAAGCGAGCACCGGAAACAAAUAUGCAGCGGGCUUUGCAGAUGUUGUGCGCCAAGGUUUUGAACACAACUGUUGACGAGAUCAGCAUUGACGACAGCUUUCUCGCACUCGGAGUUGAUUCCAUCAGCGCCAUGUCGCUCGUGGCGCGUGCGAGUGCGCUUCAGAUUGCCAUCUCUGUUGAAGACGUCCUGACCCAAAACACUAUUGAGAAACUGGCGUUGCGAGCCAAGAGUACCACAGUUCAGGUCCCGCGACAAUGUGAGCGGAUAGAUGUAUCGUUUGCCCUGUCUCCGAUCCAAGAGAUGUUUUUUGAGGUUGUGCCGCAGGAAUGCCAUAGCCACUACAAUCAAAGUUUCUUCCUCUCUCUUCAAAGACAUGUUUCUGUGGGGGACUUGGAGGCGGCGGUCCGUGAGGUGGUGAGACAUCACGUGAUGCUACGCGCUCGAUUCAGUCAAGACGCAUGUGGCCGGUGGACGCAGAGCAUAACGUCCGAGUCGUCCCCGUCCUCGUCCUUUUCAUUCAAGUCCCACGAAGUGGCUAAUACGGCGUCCAUUGAGCCCUGUGCAGUGAAGAGCCAGCAAAGCCUGGAUAUCGUGAGUGGUCCUUUGCUAGCAGUUGACCUCUUUCAGGUCCACGGUCAAGGACAAUACCUUCUUCUAGUAGCACACCACCUCGUGGUAGACCAUGUCUCGUGGCGAAUUAUCCUCGGCGACCUGGAGGAGCUCUUGGAAGCAUCGCCCGCCCCUGCUAUUCAUGGGCUCCGUGACAUUGAAUCAUCCCUGUCAUUUCAGUCGUGGUGCCAUCUCCAGGCCCAGCAUGUCCGUGAACAGCUGCCUCCUCGAAAAACAUACCCAACACCCACCGAGGACCAUGUCUGCCCUUCAACGACCUUCUCAUGUAUGGAUUAUUGGGGCUUGACGAAUCGAUCCAACAAUUGCUCGGAUGCUGUCUCUGUCGGCUUUACUUUGGACGCAGAGGUGACCGCGAAUCUUCUGGGCAACGCUAAUGAUGCGUUGCGGACAAGGCCCGUGGAGAUCAUUCAGGCUGCGCUCGUCUUCUCAUUCAUGAAACAGUUUCCAGAUCGACCACCUCCUGUCAUCCAUAGUGAAGGCCAUGGAAGAAAAGCAUGGGAUUCUUCUAUCGACUUGUCACGAACGGUAGGAUGGUUCACCACCAUAUGGCCCACGCCAGCCACCAUUCGGCCCACGCAUAGCCUUAUCGAGGUCGUGAAACGUACCAAAGAUGGGAGACGCGAACUCCGGAACAAUGGAUGGGCCUAUUUUGCAUCCCAAUUCCUACAUCCAGAAGGACGUAACCAACUUCCGCUAGAGUUGCCCUUUGAGAUGGUAUUCAACUAUGCUGGAUCAUUCCAACAGCUGGAACAGCACCAGGGACUUUUCCGCGUAGCUGACAGCCAGUACACGCGAUUUGACGCGGCAGCUACUGCUACACGGUUUGAACUGUUUGAAAUCUCUGCUGUAGUACAGCGUGGACAGUUGCAGGUGGAGACCUUUUAUCACCAAGCUAUUCCCCAAGAUCGCAUUCGGCAGUGGAGUUUAUUGUUUGAAGCUACAUUGCAUGAGGCGUGCGCGACGCUUCAGUCUAUACAGAGGCAGCUCACACUUGCCGACUUCCCUCUCCUACAAAUCAGCUACAGUGGUCUGGAGUAUCUAGUCGAUAAGCUCGCUGCCGUGGCGGGGGUACACGACAUAACAGAGAUCGAGGAUGCUUUCCCGUGUUCGAGCAUUCAACAGGGCAUGCUCCUUAGUCAAGCCAAGAAUGCAGCGCAAUACAUUACCAGUACUACAUGGGAAGUUCGAAGUACGAAGGGAAUCGAUGUUGAGCGCUUCAUACACUCAUGGCACAGGGUUGUUGAUCAAAAUCCCAUUCUCCGCACCAUCUUUGUGGAGAGCCAUUCAGGCCAGCUAUGGGACCAAGUGGUGCUGAGUCAUUCAGCCGGCGAUGUCAUACUUUUCGAAUCUGGUGGUAUAAACUCUCCAGUCCCUCGGGGGCUCUGUGGCAUCACAGCAUCCCAUCCGUGGCAGUUCAUUGUGUCUCGUGAAAUCGACUCGCUCCUGUGUGAGCUUCGCAUUUUUCAUGCUCUGGUGGAUGGUUUUUCAACGAGUUUGCUUGAGCAGCAACUUGCCUAUGCUUAUGAAGACCGAAAUUUCUCCGGCCCUGUAGCAACACUGAGAGAUUACAUCUCUUAUGUUCACGAUCUUCCCGACGGAGCAGCCACCCAAUACUGGGCUACCUACCUAAAGGGGUCAGAUCACUGUACCCUUCCCACCUCGAACCAUACUUCAAAUCCAAAUCAUCAGAAUUCGGUGGACUAUGUCACCCGGAAACUUGAAAAUAUCCGCACACUGCAAGUCUUCUGUGAAUUGAAUGGAGCCACCCUGUUUAACCUGGUCCAGCUGGCUUGGGGCUUGGUUCUGAGAGCCUACACCGCAUCCGAUGCCGUCUGCUUCGGCUAUUUAGUGACCGGACGAAACAUGCCGAUAGAUGGAAUAGAUGAGGCUAUCGGUCCCUUCAUCAAUAUCCUUUAUGAUCUUACGUUAAAUGUUGCUGUAUCAAAAAACGAGCUUGAAUUUGCACUCUGGUACCACAAGCAUUCAUUCACACGAAGCCAAGUGGAUAAUCUGGCAGUUGCAUUUGAAAGAGCUUUACUGAGUUCUGUAGCCGUUGCGGAUGCAAAAGUCCGGGAUAUUGAUCUACUGAGCGAAUAUCAUCUUCAGUGGUUAAAUUUGCGGAACAAGGUUGUCCCCGAGGCACGACAGCAGUGCAUACAUGAAGCUAUCGAGCCGUUCUUCCUCUCUACCCCCUCAGCUCAGGCAGUUUGUGCGUGGGACGGCGAUUUCUCAUAUGCCGAGUUGGACCAACUGUCAUUAUGCCUAUCUAAAGUUUUAGCCCACCGGGGUGUUCAACCGGAGGUGUAUGUGACCAUACAUUGCGAAAAAUCCAGAUGGACGCCUGUGGCCAUGCUCGCCGUCCUCCGUGCUGGCGGCGCUUUUACCCUGCUUGAUCCCUCUCUCCCUCUAGCCCACAAGCAAACCAUCUGUGCAGAUCUCAGGUCUCAGAUUAUGAUAUCAUCUAACCUCGCCGUGGAUGCCUCGUCGUUCGUCAGAGAGGUCAUAAUGAUUGGCGAUGAUGAAUAUAAGAAGUGGAUCAUGCCAACCUCAGAGCCCACACGAUCAUUGCAGGCCCAGCCCGCACAUGCAGCAUACGCGGUUUUUACAUCUGGUUCUACUGGGAAGCCCAAGGGCGUUGUUAUUGAUCAUUCUUCGUUUUGUACCAGCGCGACAGCCCAACAUAGAUCCUUAUCUAUUGACCGUUCUACUCGCGUGCUACAAUUUUCCGCCUACACCUGGGACGUGAGCAUCAUGGACCAGCUAGCAACGUUCAUGGCGGGUGGCUGCGUCUGCAUUCCUUCGGAAUCUCAGCGAGUCAACGCGCUGGCCGAGGCGAUUCAACAGUACCGUGCUACCUGGAUUCAGACAACGCCGCCGGUAGUUCGUCUCCUCGAACCUGAACAGGUCUCGUCGCUACAAACCGUGAUUCUCAUUGGUGAAACUCCAUCAUAUGAUGAUAUAAAGAUGUGGCGCCGUCGAGUAUCUCUUCGGGAGACGUUUGGUCCGACCGAGUGUUCGGUUCUGGCCUUGGUUAACCCAGACUUGUCGUCUGAUCCGAGAAACAUUGGCCGUGAGAGCGGUUGUGUCUGCUGGAUUGUUGACCCAGACAACCACCAUAAGCUGGUAGCUGUUGGUGCUAUCGGAGAGCUACUCAUUGAAGGCCCAAUUCUCGGCCGUGGUUAUUUGAAUGAUCCCGUGAAGACGUCAGCAGCCUUUAUCGAAAACCCAGCCUGGGCAAGGAAGUUCCGCCCCAAGCGGACUGUGCGACUCUACAAGACGGGAGAUUUGGUUCAUUAUUGCGCAGAUGGGUCCAUCCGUUUCUUCCGCCGCAAAGAUACUCAAAUCAAACUCAGGGGCCAACGCAUUGAGCCUGGGGAGGUUGAGCAUCAUAUAUCAAACAGCUUCGACGGCGCGGAACGUGUCGUAGUCGAUGUCCUCGCGUUGGAAUCGGAAACAUCUCGCUCAUUUCUGAUUGCUUUUGUCAAGUCGCCUAGUAUAUGUGGGAGCAACGACGUUGACGUUGGUGAUGAACUAUUCGCUCCCCCGAGUAUGGCAUUCUCCAAACAGGUUGACCUCACUCAAGCGCGCCUGCAAAGCCAGCUGCCUAAGCACAUGGUGCCCACGGUCUUUCUGCCUCUAAACUGGGUCCCUAUGACAAGCUCUUGCAAGACGGAUCGUCGACUUCUGAAACGAAAAGCAGCAGCACUGACUCGUUGUGAGCUAGAAAAAUACAUGAACGCGGGUGCGUCAGCCAAGGAGACUCCCAAGACCGAAAUAGAAAACAAGUUACAUCCACUCUGGGCCAAGGUGCUGGACCUAGAUUCAGGGACAAUCGGAAUCAACGACGACUUUUUCCGCCUGGGAGGGGAUUCCAUUUCUGCUAUGCAGCUGAUUGUUCAGUGUCGCCGUAUCGGUAUUUCUAUUGGCAUGGAAGAUUUCUUUCGUCACCGCACCCUUGCUGGAAUUUCCAGCCAUGCUCGGAACGAACGUAGUAAUACUACUCCGUUGGCUGUGGAAAAGAUGGACAAUCACUUCCCCUUAUCUCUAAGCCAACAAUUCUUCCUCCGGUAUUCCUCACAGGGCUGUGACUACUGCAAUAAUGGCGUUGUCAUCAAGAUCACUCGACGAAUUGAAACUGACCGUCUGCGACAAGCGUUCAGGGCCAUCAUUGAGCGUCACUCCAUGCUUCGAGCUCGGUUUAGCCAAGACUCUGAGGGCUCCUGGACGCAGCGCAUCACAUCCGAAACAGAAGAAUCGCAUCUGUUCCAGCAAUUAACCAUUUCUAGUCAGAACGAAUUCACUCGGGUACUCCAGGAUGCGCAGGCGUGUGUCAACAUCCAGCACGGUCCGCUUUUUGUUACAGAUUAUGUGCAAGUGGAUGGACAGGUAGACGAUUAUCUCGUUCUUGUUGCACAUCGUCUCGUCGUCGAUGCGAUUUCUUGGCGCAUUAUACUUGGGGAUCUGGAGGUUAUAUUAAGCGGGAAGAACCUUCUCUCUGAAUUGAGUACGGUGUCAAUGUCCUUCCAGGCUUGUUGCAAUCUACAGACCAGUGCCACCUCCAGACAUACUCCAACAAGAACCAGAGUCCUUCCUCGUCCAGGAAAACAAAUCCCAAAGCUCUCCCCGCUUGAGCUUUGGGGUAUGGUAGGACGCCCGAAUCAGGUCAAACACUCCAAGACUAUUACGUUUACAAUUGAUAAUUCCACUACCAAUCUGCUGUUGGGACGUGCCAACCAGGCAUUUCGGACAAAGCCAGCCGAGAUCCUACAUGCGGCGUUGAUUCAUUCUUUCCUGCAGAUCUUCACGGAGUGGACUCCCCCAGUCAUGUAUAAUGAACGCUACAAUCGUGACCCUUUAGACGAGUCCAUCCAUAUUUCGCAGACGGUGGGUUCGUUUACUACAAUCGAUCCCAUCUUCGUCGAGGUCGACAACCGUCAAGGUCUCACGGAGAUAAUACGUCGCACGAAAGAUGCCCAGCGCUCGGUUCUUGCAAACGCAUGGACUCAUCUAGGAUCGAGCUCCAAAGAUUUGCCAGACUUGGAGCGCUCAUUGCCGAAGCCGUUCGAAAUUGUCCUCAAUUAUGAGGAACUGAAAGAGCAGCCCGAGCAUGAAAACUCGAUCCUGCAAAUUAUCAGAUGGUCACAUGCUCAAUGUCAAAUAGUCGAUAUAAACCCAGAAGCGCUGCGCCUCGCGCUUAUCAAUGUCUCGGCAACCAUUGUCAAAGGGGAGCUAGUGACGUAUUUUACCUUCAACCAGCAAAUGAAACAUGGUGAUUCGCUGAGACUCUGGGUUGAUGAGUACCGAAAGUCGAUCAUCAGAGCAGUUGAUGAUCUCUCUCACGCAUCCCCAGCGUACACACUUGGUGACUUCCCCUUACUCGCAACUACAUACGAGGAUCUUGACUCCUUUAUUGCCAGCGUCCGGGGUCAAAUUGGCCAGCAUGAUGGAGAAAUCAGCGCCAUUAUACAUGAUGCAUAUCCGUGCUCUCCCAUCCAGCGCGGUAUCCUACUCAGCAAGUCCAAGGAUAAUGAUCUUUAUAGCCCUCGAUUUACGUGGAAACUUCGGGUCGCUGGUCAUGAUUCUGUUGAUAUGAUUCGGCUCCAAAAAGCAUGGGAAAUGGUCCUCCAGCGACACCCGGUUUUUCGAACAGUUUUUGUCCAGAGUAGCUUGCAUAUGGAGUACUACAACCAAGCAGUCAUGAAAUCAAUACCGGACAACAUCACCAUAGUCGAGUGUGAGGACGGAGAUACGAUGAAACUGAUAAAUGCUCAUCGUUCCACGCCUGCGCACCGAGAUCGGAAUGCUCUCUGGCACCUCAUUUUAUGCCAGGGCAAGACGGGCGACACCUUUUGCGACUUGAAAGUCAGCCACGCCUUGAUUGAUGGAACGUCCAUAGCCAUUCUUACACGCCAAGUGCAGCUAGCAUAUGACGACGUACUCCCUGCAGGCCUUGGACCCCCCUACAGUGACUAUAUCCGAUAUCUACAAUCUACCCCGAAAGAUGCCAUCAUUCAUUACUGGAAGGAGAGGCUCUCCACCAUGUCGCCGUGUAUAUUCCCCAGAAUUAGCAACUAUAAAAGACCGUUCUCUGUCAAUAGCAACAGGCGAGAACUACACUCUGUCGGGCUAGACAUCGAGGAUGCCUCAAUCAUCUACCAAUUUUGCAGGAAAUAUGGAUUUACCAUCUCCAACGUCUUACAGGUGGCUUGGGCUCUUAUCUUGCAGUGCUUUACCACCUCCGAAUCCGUUUGUUUUGCAUACGUCGCUUCUGGUCGCGACGCCCCUUUGCCCAACAUUGAAGAAGCCGUGGGUCCUUUUAUCAACGUUUUGAUCAGCCACAUGUCGCCAAGUCCUGACACACCGUUGCUCGAAGUGUUGCGGGCUAAUCAAGACGCUAACAUUGACAACCUGAAAUAUCAAAACUGCUCCCUUGCAGAGAUAUUCCAUGCUAUGUCCUUGGGCGCAGGGGAACUGUUCAACUCCAGCAUGUCAGUGCAAAACAGAACUUCAGACCACGAUUCCUCCAAUUCAUCCUUGGCAUUCUCAGUAGUUGAUGGGGAGGACCAAACAGAGUACGCCAUCGCGAUACACGCCCUCGUAGACAAGGUGGGCAUCUCCCUUUCUCUUGAUCACUGGAAGGACGAACUCCUUUCGACGGAGCAGGCCCAGCAGCUACUUCGUACAAUGGAAGCGGUAGUUGUGAACAUCGCCACAUGUCCCAACGUCAACGUUGGACAGGUAGGAUUGCUAAGCCCCGAGGAGCAUGCACAACUACACAAGUGGAAAAAGGAAAGCCCUGCGGCCCUCAGUUCCUGCGUACACGACCUCGUGGAGCGACAUUUUGAACGCUGUCCCUCCUCCCUGGCAGUCCACUCUUGGGAAGGCGAUCUCUCAUAUCGGGAUCUGGACUGCCUGUCGUCCAGACUUGCCGCUCAACUUCUGGACUUGGGUGUCCGACAAGGCACAUUUGUUGCCUUGCUUUUCGAAAGGUCUAUGUGGGCCGUCGUUUCGGUCCUUGCUGUGAUGAGAUCUGGUGCUGCAUUCGUUCUCCUGGACCCGACUAGCCCUGCAAAUCGCCAGGAGCAAGUGUGUGCGGAUGCGGGCAUCAAAAUCAUUCUCAGCUCAAAAGCUAAUCGAGUUAUGGUGAACGACCUUCCGGUUCAUGUUGUCGUAGUGGGCAGAGAAACAGCGUGCCUCUGGAGUUCUGGCGCAGUCCUGCCAUCUGUUGCAACGCCUCAGAGUGCUCUGUCCGCUGUGUUCACCCCCGAGUCCUCAGGGAAGCUGAACAGGCUCGUUAUCGACCAUGUCUCGUUCUGUUCGGCCGUGGAAGCAGUGAAAGGGCCUAUGGGGAUGGACAACAACACCCGAAUGUUCCAAUUUGCUUCAUAUGCAUCUCAAAUGAGCAUUGGCGAUCAGUUGAUGGCGCUAUCACAAGGAGGCUGUGUGUGCAUCCCUUCUGAAUCCCAGCUGGAGGACAUGGAAAGUGCGAUUGGUGAUCUGGAUGCGAAUUGGGCAAAUCUCACUCCCUCCAUAGCUCGGAGCAUCAAUCCUUCCAGCGUGCCAUCCCUCAAGACGAUAUGUAUCGGCGGUGAGCCCACGACUGGCUCGGAUGUGGCACGCUGGCAGGGUUCUGUCCGGUUGGUCAAAGGCUAUAGACCGGCCGACUUCCCAUUCCAUGGUACGAUACAACCCAACGCUCUGGACGCAUUAGACCCGCGCAAUGUCGGCGUGGGAGUGGGUGUCUCGUGUUGGAUUGUAGAUUCUUCGAAUCAUCAAAGACUCCUCCCUCUAGGUGCCGUUGGAGAGCUCGUUCUUCAAGGCCCGAUUCUUGGCCUCGGCUGUGUUGCGAGCCAGAGUCAAAAUUCUGCCUCUUUUAUUGAACCUCCACCUUGGUUACAACAGUUUGAACCAAUUGGUCCUGGCCGGCUUUACAAGACCGGUGACCUAGCUCGAUACCAAUCCGAUGGGUCGAUCCUCUAUAUGGGGCGCAAGGACGCACAAGUCAAGAUCCAAGGUCAGCGACUGGAACUUGAAGAAAUUGCAGCUCAUAUCCGGCAAUAUUUCUCCCAGGCCAAGGACGUGGUUGUCGACGUGAUUAGGCCUGAUAACGGGAGUGCGAAACCAAUCUUAGUCGCAUUCAUCAGCCACUCCUUCAACGCCACUGUUGAUGACUCUUACAACGUUGCUUUUAUUGAAGCUUCAGCUGAUUUCCAUAUGGAAGUCCUCAAGGCUCAAACCGAACUCCCAGACCUGUUACCGCCUUCCAUGGUUCCUGCGGCAUUUCUCCCUGUGGAUAGGAUUCCGCUUAGUCUCUCGGGCACAGUGCACCGGAAGCUUCUUCAAGAGGCCGCCUCACAUCUUUCACCGAGCCAAAUAUACGCAUACGCCGAGACUAAUGGCCUAAAUGAUCAAAAUGGAAUUCCAGCAAGCGAACUUGAGAAAUCAUUGCAAGCUUGCAUUGCACGUGUGCUCAACAAGAACUCUAGCCACGUAGGUUUGGACGAGAACUUCUUCCGCUGCGGAGGAGACUCUAUCAGCGCCAUGAUUCUUGUUUCUCAGUGUCGUCAACGAGGAAUGGUCAUGACUGUUGCAGACGUCUUCCGGCACAAAACGAUUCGACGAUUGGCUUCCCAUAUUCAGUCAGCCAAGGCAACAGCAGCGGGAGAGGAAGAGACUGUGGGAACAGUAUUUCACCUCUCCCCAAUUCAACAGGCGUUAUUUGAUCGUAUCCCAGAGGGCCUAAACAAUUACAGUCAGAGCUUUUUAGUCAGGCUCAGACGACCAAGGAAAUCUAUCGAGACUGCGAUAGCAAUUAUAGUGAAAAGACACGCAAUGCUCCGCGCUCGUUUCAAGAAACAAGCCGGGGUCUGGGUACAAAUGGUCACUGAUGAUAUUGAGCAUUCAUAUCGUUAUCGUAGCCUAGCGAUCUCUGUUGCGGAGACUACUAGGUGCUUCGUGGAAAGCCAACGAGCCCUUGACUUCAUGCAAGGCCCCUUGUUAGUGGCAGACCAUAUGACUGUCGGAGAGAACCAGUAUCUCUUCCUCGCUGCGCACCAUCUCGUCAUUGACCUUGUCUCAUGGCGGACCCUUUUGAACGACCUCGAAACGCUACUGGCAGGAGAGUCGCUCCCGCCUCUAUGCUCCUUGCCGUUCCAGGUCUGGUGUAAUUCACAAGCCGAAUAUGCGAAAAAUCAUCUCAGGCCAUCAAAGACGCUUCCAUUGCUAUCGACUUUUGCCGAUUUUGAGCUCAAUGUUGAAGAAUACUGGGGUCUGCCAAAAGGAUCCAAUAUCCACGCAGACGUGACGUCUACCAAAUUCACUGUUGAUCCAUGUGUCACGAAGCUGCUUCUCGGGCCUGCAAAUGAGGUACUGCAGACUAAGAUUGUUGAGCUUCUGCACGCCGCAAUUCUGCUCUCCUUUGUCAAGUCAUUCCCAGACCGUCCGCCCCCAGUUAUAUACCAGGAAGGUCAUGGAAGGGAACCAUGGAACAGCUCGGUGGAUGUCUCGGGAACUGUUGGUUGGUUCACAACGAUAUGGCCUGCCCUUAUUCGCGUGUCGGCGGACUCGACCUUUACUGAAGUGGUACAAUUAACAAGAGAAAUUCUACGCCAGACACAAGCCAACGGUUGGAGCUACUUUACUGCCCGGUAUUUGCAUCCCGAGGGAAGUAAGCGGCUUACCCUCGCAGAACCAAUGGAAAUUCUUAUGAAUUACCAUGGAGGUUACCACAAUCUGGAGAGCAAAGAUACUAUCCUCCAAGUCUCACACGAUAUUGUGGAUAUUCCGCCAGGCAUAGAUCCGCAAAUGCCAAGGGGUGAGGUCUUUGAUAUCGAAAUUUGGGUAUCUGGGGAUGCUUUGCAAUUUGAUUUCACUUAUAGCAAAAAUUCUCUGCGCCAAACGUCCAUCCGUGCCUGGAUAUCGGCAUGCCAGAUUCUCCUCCAACAUGCGGCCGAGGAGCUGUGUACCGCCUCUCACCAACAUAACUUGAGAAAUUUCCUGCAGUUGCCACUGGCCUCUCCUGACCACCAGUCUUCAGACCUUGCUUGUCCUAUUGGCGUUAACCCAGCGUCGGUGCAGGACGCCUUUCCUUGCUCGCCCGUACAACAAGGCAUAUUGUUGAGCCAGGGACGAAAUCAUAAAUUAUACACUACCAGGACGGUCUGGAAGAUAUCGAAUCCAGAUUCACAUCGGCCCAUCUCAAUUGAUCAAAUUCAACAGGCGUGGGCCCAGAUCGUGAUGAGACACCCAGCGCUUCGGACAAUCAUCACCGAGAGUCCCUCCCGCGACAGGGUCUACGAUCAAUGGGUCAUUGAUCACGGAGCCGGUAAAGUCAUAGUUCUGGAUUCAACCGACUCUCCGUAUGAGCCCCUAGGGACUUCUCCCUGGCAAUUCAUCAUCAAGCGAGCAUGUGAUGCAGAGAUCCUUUGUGAGCUCGCCAUCAGCCACGCGCUAGUCGAUGGUGUCUCAGUUCGUAUUCUUGGCACCGAGUUGAGCCGCACGAUCGAUGGAAAGCCCGUUGGCUAUCCGGCUAUGCCUUACAAAGAUUACAUUUCUUACCUGAAGUCUGUUCCCCGGCAGCAGAUUACUGACUAUUGGGGGGGUUACCUCAGUGACGUCACUCCAACCCUGUUCCCCAUCUUGAACGACAAUUCAAAGGACCAGUUACACUUUGUGACUCGCUGCAUUGACGCACAGCGUAUCAGAAAGUUCUGCAAGACGUAUGGAUCGACGAUAUUCAACGUGAUACAGGUAGCCUGGGCACUCGUCUUACGCUGCUACGCAGGCACAGACGAUGUUUGCUUUGGCUACCUAGCAUCCGGGCGAGAUAUUCCGCUCUCCGGUGUUGAGCACGCGGUUGGUCUGUUUAUCAACAUGUUGGUGUGUCGCCUGCAGUUGGAUGGCAACCUCCCCAUGCUGGCAGUUUUGCAAGAAAACGAGACCAACUUCAUUCGCAGUCUCGACCACCAACAUUGCUCACUGGCGGAAAUCCAGCAUGACUUGGGUCUUAACAAGGAGCCGCUUUUCAAUUCUAUCAUCUCUUACCAAGCUUCUUCUCCCAUGCAAGAAGAAGUGCAGGACCUGGCACAUAGCAAACCGCCGCCAGCCUUGUUAGAGACGGUGGGAGGAGAAGACCCUACUGAGUACGGAUUGGUGAUCAACGUGGAUGCCGACAGCAGCCAGGUCAGCCUUUCCCUGAGUUUCUGGGACACCUUCCUCACUCCCGAGCAAGGAUCUAGACUGUGUGAUAGAUUAGUGCAUGCUAUUUCCAGCAUCGCCGACAGUCCCUCCACAACCGUUGGCGACCUCGAUCUAGUUACUCAGGAGGAGCUGAACAUUAUUCACUCGUGGAACACGCAUUUGCCGCAGACGGAAGAGGUGUGUGUCCACGAUCUGAUCAUUGACCAAUGCCGGGCCCGUCCCGAGGCACCAGCCGUCUGCGCAUGGGAUGGAAACUUGGACUACAAGAAUCUUUAUCUGCUCUCCACAGGGCUGGCGGCGCAGCUUCAGCUACUCGGGGUUGGACCCGACGUCUUUGUGCCGCUACUCUUCGAGAGGUCGAAAUGGGUCUCCGUGGCGAUGUGGGCGGUUAUGAGAGCCGGUGGCGCAUUCAUUUUGCUGGAUGACUCUUAUCCAGAAGCCCGUUUGCGUGAAAUUUGUGAGACUUCACGUUGCCCUCUUGUUAUUUCCUCGUCCUUGAACUAUGGGAAGGCUGCACUGCUCACUGAGCGAGUGGUUGUGGUCUCGCCGAGCGAGGCCGUGCAAUGGGAGUCAGAUCUAGGGACAACUUCCCUCCAGCAAAAUGUCCUCCCUCACCAUGCUCUCUACUGCGUCUUUACCUCUGGUUCGACCGGUAAAUCAAAAGGGGUCGUCAUCGAGCAUUCGAGCUACGCGACAAGCGGCCUAUCGCUCCAAAAACGACUGAGAGUUGGGAACCAAUUUCGAGUAUUCCAGUUUGCCUCGCACGCGUUCGACGUGAGCAUCAGCGACUACCUGACAACGUUCAUGGCAGGAGGUUGUGUAUGCGUUCCCUCUGAAGCAGACCGAAUAAAUGAUAUCCCACACGCGGUGCAAAAGCUUGCCGCGAAUUGGAUGCAUAUCACCCCGUCCGUCGCGCAAACUAUCGACCCGUCGCAAGUAGAAGGGAUCAAGAUCUUGGUCUUGAGCGGCGAAGCUAUCAAGACAGACAACAUCAAGACUUGGGGACAGUCGGUUCAUCUCAUCAAUGCAUACGGGCCAGCCGAGUGCUCCGUAGACUGCGUCGUCAACGACCAGGUGGCUUCGAGUCCUUCAAGCAUUGGAUACGCAAGCGGCGCGAGGUGUUGGGUCACCGACAGAAACAAUCCCGCUCGACUACUUCCCAUCGGCGUUGUUGGGGAGUUGCUCGUCGAGGGUCCCGUCGUCGGUCGCGGAUAUCUACAUAAUGAAGGCCAAACUCGGCAAAACUUUAUCGAGCCGCCUCUUUGGCUCGAGGACUUUAGAGGCCAAGCUUCCUCUCCACGGCACGUGUACAGGACAGGGGAUCUCGUCCAGUAUCUACCCGACGGCUCCCUCAAAUACGUUGGACGCCGGGACGGCCAAGUCAAGAUACACGGCCAGCGUGUCGAACUAGGGGAAAUUGAAUCUCAUCUGCUUCGUUUCUUCCCCGGGGCCCAAGACGUCGGCGUGGAGGUUCUCCAACGACCAGACGUUGCGUCCCAAAAGGCAUUGACAGCGUUUAUAAGACAGCGAACACUUGAUUCCAAGGGAGACGAGUUUUCGACGCUCGAGCCCAGCCAAGAGUUUUACACAGACGUCCACAUUGCAGAAUCGCGACUCCUUCAGAGCGUGCCUCGGCACAUGGUUCCGACAAUGUUUGUUGCUGUCAAUUACAUUCCAUUGACUAGGUCGGGCAAGAUUGAUCGUUCCAAGCUGCGUAGCCAAGCAACGAAGAUCACAUGGUCCGACGGGGGAUCUGGUGUUCAGCGCAACUCGCAGCGACCAUUGACCGAGACUGAGCGCACAAUACAAUUGACGGUUGCCCGGGUGCUGGAGCUUAGACCAGAUGUGAUCAACAUUGACGCGGACUUUUUCCAGAUGGGCGGGGACUCCAUCACGGCCAUGCAGCUGGUAUCCCUCGCUCGUCAUGAGGGUCUCACGCUGACAGUAAGACAAAUAUUCGUCUCUCCAGUGCUGGCAGAUCUUGCCAGAUAUGCCCAGCAGUCCACGGCUGUGUCGAUUCCGGCGGCACCUGUCGCGGAACCUUCAGACAAGACGGAGGACGGAUUGUCGAUAGAUUUGCCUUGGGCAGACCUGCCCUUCGGAGAAGAUGAUGUGGUCGAUGUUGUUCCUACAACAGAUGUCCAGGCCUUUUCUGCAACGCGGCCGCAAAACUACUGGUUCCUGCAGUUCUCUGGACCACUGGACACGGCUCAGCUGAGGCGGGCUUGCUCAGAGCUGGUCGAGAAACACUCGAUUCUCAGAACAGUAUUUGUUCCGCACGCUGGCCGCAUCCUGCAAGUCAUCCUCCGCCGCAUAUCCCUGGACGUGACCGAGUGCGACACGGAUCUGAAGGACUUGAGGGCAUUUGCUGAAGCAUACGGCCGUCAAGAUUUCCCUUCUCAGACUCUAUACGGGGCAGUGCCACUGGCCUUGACUCUUGUGAAGGGCAGCGACGGGCGUCACCUACUCAUAGUGCGGAUGACACACGCGCAAUACGACGGUCUCUCCAUACCCAAGUUGGCGGCGAACCUUGUUGAUUUGUAUCACCAACGAGCCGUCUCCAUCGCCGCGGACUUUGCGACAUAUGUACGACACUGCAAUGAGAUUCAAACGGCGGCAUCAUUUGACUUUUGGAGACGUCUGCUCGAUGGAUCAUCCAUGACUUCACUAUUUGGUCAGGCAGCAGCAACACGUGCACUGAGUGGUUCCCGCUCCUCGAGCCUCGUCGAGUCAAUAGCAAGCGUGCCCCUGCCAACGCCUCCUCGCGGAAACACACUGGCCACGGUGGUGAAGACGGCUUGGGCGCUGGUUCAGUCCAAACUACUAGGGCGGUCCGACAUCGUCUUCGGCCAACUAGUCAGCGGCCGCAACACGGGCGUCCCCGAGCUGGAGGACGUCAUCGGGCCCUGCAUCAACAUCAUCCCCGUCCGGGCUCGAAUACAGCCAGCACAGAGAAUCAGCCAUCUCCUGGAGCAAGUCCAGGCCCAGCACGCGGCUACGAUGCCGUUUGAGACGACGGGACUGCGCGCCAUCGUCAAGAACAGCACCCCGUGGCCGGCAGACACCGACUUCGGGUCCAUUGUCCACCACCGGUUCUCUCGGGACCAAAGCGCGCUGGAAUCCGACGAGCUGUCGUGCCAGAUAGACGCGUGGUCGCCGCUCUCCCUGCCCGCGAUGAACGUGUGGGUGUCCACGGUGGCGGAGGACGACCGGCUGAGCAUCAACAUCUUCUCCCGCAGCGAGGUCGCGUCGCAAGCGCAGAUGGAUCGGCUGAUGGCGGAAAUGUCUGCCAUGUUGGCAACGUGCACAGAAGGCGUGUACGUGCCCGUUGAGGACAGCCACGAUGAUUGGGUCCGUUUGUAG
This is a messenger RNA of Metarhizium album ARSEF 1941, 27837 nucleotides long. RefSeq names its product Amino acid adenylation. Gene Ontology annotation, cellular component: cytoplasm. NCBI's taxonomy places the organism in Eukaryota, Fungi, Ascomycota, Sordariomycetes, Hypocreales, Clavicipitaceae. Gene Ontology annotation, biological process: amino acid activation for nonribosomal peptide biosynthetic process; secondary metabolite biosynthetic process. The record is from RefSeq and is a predicted model, not a curated record. Bases 1 to 27837 code for a protein of 9278 amino acids. The transcript has 6 exons. Gene Ontology annotation, molecular function: phosphopantetheine binding; catalytic activity.